AUGAAGUUUUUGUCGCUCUUUAGUUUCUUUUUAGCAGUCACUGCUUGCCGCAGUACUCCCUCACCCCAAAAGUCGGCCAAGAUCGACGUUCACGCUCACUUUGUUCCGGUUUUCUAUGCCAAGGCCUUGAAAGAGGCUGGACAUGUACCUGGCCCAGAUGGCAUGCCCUUUACUCCUGAAUGGGAUGCCGAGUCUCAUCUGCAAUUUAUGAAGGAAAAUAACAUUGAGAAAUCUAUUUUGUCAAUCUCAAGCCCUGGGGUCUACCUCAACUAUGGUUCCCAGGUUAAGGCCAAAUAUCCCAAGCAGUUCGGCUUUUUCGCGUCACUUCCUCUACCUGACAUCAAGGCUUCCUUGAAAGAGAUUGACUAUCUCUUCAAGCAGCUCAACCCGAAGCCCGAUGGCAUCGUCAUGAUGUCCAACUACUACGGACUGUAUCUCGGCGAUCGUGAUCUUGAGCCCAUCUACGACGCCCUCAAUGAGCUCAAUGUCACUAUCUUUGAGCACCCUACCACCCCAUGCACUCAGUUCAACAAGAUGCGGUUCGAUAUUGACAAGACCGCUCCCUCCAUCUCGCAACAACAAUGGCAGGCUCUCAACCGGCCAGUCGCCGUGCGACAAUUUGCUGCUCCUACCUUGGACUUCCCUUUCGAGACGGCGCGUACCUUUGCCGAUUUAUUUUACACGUCAAUGCCGACCAAAUUCCCCAACCUCAAGUGGAUCAUGUCCCAUGCUGGUGGUGGCCUGAUCCCAACCCUUGACCGCAUCAUUACUUACAGCGCUCUCUACCCUGGUCUCAACCUGACAGAGGCUUCUAUGAAGCAAACCCUCUCUGAGAACUUCUACUUUGACCUUGCUGGUCCUUGGCCUGUCAACUUCGCCAUUCCUGCACUGCUUCGAUGGGUUGAUUACACGAGAAUCGUUUGGGGAUCUGACACUGUCUUCACGCCCAUGUCAGAAGCUGCGAAGUAUGCUGCUGCUUUCGAUAAGGAUGUUGAAGAGGUAUUCCCGGAUCCUCGAAAGGCGAACGCUAUUCGAGCGACUAAUGCUCGAGGUCUGUUCGGCUAA
This is a messenger RNA of Fusarium mangiferae, 1065 nucleotides long. RefSeq lists its product as uncharacterized. Gene Ontology annotation, molecular function: hydrolase activity; carboxy-lyase activity. Gene Ontology annotation, cellular component: cytosol; cytoplasm. Gene Ontology annotation, biological process: secondary metabolic process. The coding region runs from base 1 to 1065 and encodes 354 amino acids. The transcript is spliced from 3 exons. The record is from RefSeq and is a predicted model, not a curated record. Lineage: Eukaryota; Fungi; Ascomycota; Sordariomycetes; Hypocreales; Nectriaceae.